AAUGGUUAGUUCUGAAAAUGGCGGCGGUUUCUGUCAGUGUGAAGUAAAACUUCCCAAUAUUGCUAAUAAAAACAGGUAUUAUUUGAUACGUUUAGAUGAUUGUCGUCUUGGGGAUAUUGAAGAAAUCAUUUUUGGACUGCAGUUGUAUUUGACGCUGAGUACCGCGACUGACUGACAUCGCUCUUUAGGGAUUUUUGGGUCGCUAGCUGUGGGCUUUCCUCAAAGUUGACGUUAGCAAGUGUGCUUUUUAUAGAAUGUGAAAUAGCGAAACCGAAUGUUGUCAUCCAUACACGGAAAUCAGGAAACCCAGUCCGGCUAAUUAACUCGUUAAAUCACGUUGUAUUUGCCUUUUACGGGUUAUUUUCUCCCCAACACCAUCGGAUUCCCUUAUUUCUGAUUCUUCUACUGUAGCUAAAUCGGGGUCAGGGCUCCCGUGCCCGAUUUACGUCAUUCGUCAACAACAUACUAGAUUGAUGCCCAUCAAUGUUGUGUGCCCUUUCACAACGAAUUUCUUGAUUUGCUAGCUGCAUAACCUGUCCUGGCAAAUCAAUGGACAAGCUUCAGGACCUCAGUCAAUCCGAGCUCCAGGAAUUGCUGGGCAACACAGAGCGGUUGGAGUCCAUGGCAUUGGAAUCUGAUGAGAUCCAGAACAUCCAGCUGGAGAGGGAGAUGGCCCUGGCCUCCAACCGUAGCCUGGCUGAGCAGAACCUGGACAUGAAGCCUCGCCUGGAGAGACAGAGGGAGCACCUAGUGGGAAAGUACUCCCAAUUGGAGGCCGUUAGAGACACCUACAGACAACACUGUGCCCAGAGAGAUGGCAUGGUAGGACAGGUGUCUCCCGAGGGGCUGUUCUCCCGGCUGCAGGUAGAGGGCGCCAGCACCGAGACAGAGUCUGAGUCUCUGGCUGAUGAGUUUCUGGAUGGCCAGCUGUCCCUGGACUCCUUCCUCGACCGGUUCCUCUCCCUACGCUCCCUCGCACACAAGAGACGAGUACGGAUAGAGAAGCUGCAGGAGAUCCUGCGCCAGAAACGGAAGGCGGCCUCGGCGGGCGACUCCGGCGGCGUGCCGUCUCAGGGGAGCACCGGCCAGGACGCGCCGGCGGCACAGCCGGCGCAGUGGAAUCCGCAGCCCCUGGCGGCGCAGCAGCCGUGUUCCAAACCCAACAACCACACUAGCUUCCAAAAUCCCGACUCCCAAAACGGCCCCGGCUGCCCCCUUCCUUAUUCCGCUUACCCCGCCGCGCCCCCCAACCCAACAGCAGCCCCAGCCGCUCCGGGCCCGGGCCCAUCCAACCCCCCGGGCACAUUUCCUCCGUAUCCCGGCCCCAACUCCUCAUUCACUCCAGCGGCGGGCUACGCAGCCCGGCCCGCUUUCGGGCCUCCGGCCCCCACCUGCCCGUACCCCACCCAGCCCACGUUCCCCGGCGCGCCGGGCUCGGUGUCCGCGUUCGGGCAGUACAGUGGGCCCAAUACUGCCCCGUACCCCUCCCCAUACCCGUACAGCGCCGUUGCGGGUUAUAAUUACCCGGGGGUCCCGGCUCUACCCAACUCCCAGUCUCCAACAGGGAGGCCUUUGUAUCGGCCCGGGUUUGGAGUGCCACAGCCCUACUCCUGAAAUCUCUCUUUGCCCUGCCCACCCCCACUUCUCUAGCCCACUCCGUUCUCUCUCGCUCGCUCGCUCUCUUUCUCCCUCACUUAUUUUUAUACUUUUAUCUCUGCUUUAAAUCUCUUAUCCCACCCCCAGUCUAGUCCCCCCUCUGUCUCGGCCUCUCUUCUACUUGUAUGUUUAUCUCUCUCCUCCCUCUUCGUCCACCUCCUCUUUUCCACUCCCUGUCGUUCUUGCGUGCAUGGCUGUCUCAGGACUUCACCUUGUGUUUGAGGGUGUUGUUAGAAGAACUCCUAUUUGCUGUCGGCCCCUUCACUCCCCCGUUCCUGUAUGGUGUGGGCUCCUUCACCCCGCCCUUUGGUUGUUGAUCUUUUCACUGCUCCCUUUCUCCUGUUGGCCCCUUCCCUCCACCCUGUCUCUUUCUAUUGGCUGACAGCCCCCUCACUUUCCCCUCCCUCCGUAGAACAAAGCCAAUCAGCAAGACCGUGGCCACAUCCUUUUCUGAUAGAAAUGUCACUAAAAGAGCUGAGGUGACUCUUUAUUCUACAUUUUAAAGAGCUGUGUUCACAUUCUACAUAAAAUAUAUCUAUACAUGUGUUCCUUAUCACUCUGAUGUUGGACACUGUGGUACGCGUUUGUCCCUUGUGGCACUGUGUUCUGUAUACACAUUGGGACUUAUUCUAACAUCCAUGUCAAUCUACCAGUGCACCAGAUACAUGUAUCAAUCAUAUGCGUUCCUUCAUGACUACAGGGGGGUGGUUUGCUUGAAACCCGCCUGAAACCAUAACGUUUACAGGUCUGUUCAGCCUUGUCGAAUUUUGUGGCUCACUCAUAACAGUUCUUGUACUCACUCUGUUGCUUUUCGUUUAGGUUAGAGAGCACUUCAGGCUACAGAAAAAAAAUAGCAACUCUUACCAAACCAUGGCAUUUCUUUCUUAUUGUAUUCAUUAUUGAUAAAGGGAGCUAAGCAGAUCCUAGAUCCAACACUGGGGCCAGAUCUGCGGUGGUUCUGGAGACGUCACAGACCUUUUUCUUAAUUCUCCUCAGUCCCUUAACUUGCCGUGCAUGAGUGAUGUGUUUAGCUUACAAAUCCUUUCUUUCCUGACAGAAUUCAAGUUGGUUGGUUGAUUAGGUUUGCUGAUGCCUAUUAGUAAUGAUGUCCUUGUUUACAGAAUAAUGCCUGUCAAGGACACCGCCUGUGUGUCUUUCAUCUUUUUCUUUCUUGGUCUCCUCCGCCUUUCGCUCUCCUUCGCUCCUCCUCGCCCGGGCUCUGUCGGUGGGAAACUCGCCUCUCGUCUUUCUCUGCUCCCUCUACACUUUCGUCUCGCCUCUUCCUCCCGCUCUUCCUCUCGCUUUCCCUCCCGCUCUCCCUCCAUCUCCUGCCUGUUCAAAAAUGAACUGAUGCUUGACAAUGAGAGAAUAGUUUAUUUCUGUAAAUUCACCAACGAUGACGAUACUCGUGCGAUUUGUAUAAAUGAUUUAAACAAGAUCCUGAUGAUAACGACUAAAAUGACAUUAAAGUGAGAGUUUAGCAGUGGGCCUCGUGGCCUCUGGUCAGAAUAGGACUUUAUAGUUGUUUAGGACAACGAGGGCUGUGACCUAGGCAAGGCGGGAACCAGCAGGUUGCGCUACAAAGGUUCACAGCGCCUUCAUGAUGGCUCGCGAAGCAUUCACACACCUCAGCGCCAUCGCCAAGUCACGAAGCUGUGCUCGCACCGCCACGUCACCCCUAUGCAGAUCACAAAGCCCUAUCAGUGGUCUUCGAUGGAGCGCGCAGGCUAUGCACUAUCACAUUAGCGGUCAUGAAGACGCUGUGAAGCUUCUCCGUGGGCGUUUGCUCCUACAGGGCCUCUUUAUCAGGUUAACUGGUCUCGACCGGUGUUGUCUAAGACCGGGACGCGGUGUCUUACUUGUGUCGUCACACUAAAGCUGCGUGAGAAACGCUGCCCCUAUUCCCUAUGUGAUACAACCUUAUCAGCGCUGGUCAAAAUUUGUGGACUGUUGGAGACGGGGUGCAUUAUGGGUGCAGCCUAUUACUCUGUAUAAAGAGUAGAAGAGAAGUCUAAAGUAGUGUUUUAGAAGCACAAGGCCAGGGGCUAAGCAGCAUUAACGAGAGGGAUGUACAAAACUAUAUGAUUUGACUUGAUGACUACUGUAGCUGGUUUUAAGUGUUUCUUUUUUCUUUUCUUUUGAUGUGAAUAAUAUUAAACACUGAACUUGAUCUACGAGCUGUGAGUCGACUCCACUUCACUUGAUUUGAUCGUCUGUUUUUUGGUGGUUCAUUCACAGCGUUAAAGGUGUCCUUUUUCUGACUUCUUAAUCCAGCAACCUCGAACGAUUCAAGUCGAAUGUAACUUUGAGUUGAAUUGAUUUGUUCUGGAAGGUGAGGGCUAUGCUUCAGUGGUGUCUUUGUGUGAUGUUGAGUGCUUGUGAUCUUUUUUUUUCUCCCCCCUCUUCUUUCAAACAUCACUGAGCAAAUGUUUCUAAUGUGGGCUGAGAAGAUAGUACAAGAAAGAGAGAAAAGAAGUGUCUUCAGAUGAGAAGAAAUUCCCUCGUAAGUUCACGCCUUUGAAGGGAGGAAGUUUGCAGAAACCUUUGCAGAAAGAAAGCAAAAA
Messenger RNA from Esox lucius (northern pike), 4220 nucleotides. RefSeq names its product VPS37C subunit of ESCRT-I (gene vps37c). The coding region runs from base 550 to 1614 and encodes 354 amino acids. Lineage: Eukaryota; Metazoa; Chordata; Actinopteri; Esociformes; Esocidae. Gene Ontology annotation, cellular component: ESCRT I complex. The transcript is spliced from 6 exons. The record is from RefSeq and is a predicted model, not a curated record. Gene Ontology annotation, biological process: ubiquitin-dependent protein catabolic process via the multivesicular body sorting pathway; protein targeting to membrane; protein targeting to vacuole.